Messenger RNA from Cicer arietinum (chickpea), 733 nucleotides. Lineage: Eukaryota; Viridiplantae; Streptophyta; Magnoliopsida; Fabales; Fabaceae. The record is from RefSeq and is a predicted model, not a curated record.
AUGGAAGAUUGUGCAGUUAGAUUCAUUGAAAUUGUGCAUAAACAAAUUAUCAGAGAUUCUCAAAAAUCCACGAACUCUCCCUCACGUGUGCAAGUUGUAACUUCAUUGAUUUACAAGCGUGCGGUUUCAGCAAUGUGUUUAAAUUUCAUUACGGCAUCAUUCAGCAUAAUGGUGGACAUUAUUCGCAGAAGAAUGAUUCCUCCGAACAUAACUUGGUUCUUGUCUAUGUACGUAGAUAAGAAUGAAAUGGAGUUGCAGGAUGUGGUAUGCAAAACAAAAGAAGGGAUACAUGAGUUUUGUGAUGUUUAUCCAAAAAAAAUUAGAGGAAAAGAGAAGGAUGAUUUGUCAUUUAUAUCUGAGUGUUUAAAACAUGUUAAUGAUGCUUAUUCUGAGGAUCAAACUAUGUUUACUUUUAGUAGUUGGUGUGGAUUUCCAAUCUAUGAAGUAGAUUUUGGUUGCGGAAAACCUAUAUGGGUCACUAGUUUUGGUUGUUCUUUGAGGAAUGUAAUAUUUAUGAUGGAUACAAGAGAUGGGAAAGGGAUUGAAGCACUUGUGAAUAUGGAAGAGGACGAUAUGGCUAAAUUCGAACAAGAUGUGGAGCUUCUUCGACAUGCCUCUCUUAAUCCAACCAUUGAUGACUAUGUUGUCUCAUCUAAUUAAGUUCUCUCAAUUCCUUCUUAACAUGUGCAUCUAUAUCUAUAACAAUGUGUUAUUUUGAGUUUAGAGAAAUUUA